Molecule: messenger RNA, 2834 nt
Organism: Pyrus x bretschneideri (Chinese white pear)
Lineage: Eukaryota; Viridiplantae; Streptophyta; Magnoliopsida; Rosales; Rosaceae
Product: LIM domain-containing protein WLIM1-like
Exons: 6
Coding region: 2105-2695 (196 amino acids)
Biological process (GO): actin filament bundle assembly
Cellular component (GO): actin cytoskeleton; plasma membrane
Molecular function (GO): actin filament binding
Source: RefSeq, a predicted model, not a curated record
ACUUGACCGUCUCCCGCUUGGAAGGCGAGAAAGAUUAAAGGGUAAAGAACGCCCACGUGGCGCCAAAGCAAACAGAGUCCAAAGGCCACAGUGGAGAGAUUCCUUUCUCGGUAAAACUCCUUUUGAGCUCAAUACCCACCACCACCAACGCCACUCACUCACCAAGCUCUCUCUCUCUCCCACCCCCCCCCCCCCCUUCUCCUUUGCUGGUGUUCCACCUCGUCGCUGUGUAUUUCAUGAAGUCCGGAGAUGAUGAGAGAAAAUCAGUCAUCGGAAAAUUCGAAGCCGGUGUGGUAAAAUCUAAAUGUUUGAGGCAGGGCAUUUCCUGAAAGAGCCUCAAGUAGUCGGAAGCAAGAAUUAUACGGUGCACCAAGCCUUAUCAAUAACAUCCAAGUACUGAACUCUUCAUCUUUCGCAACCAAAUCAAGAAGAGUAAUGUUCCUCCAAAAAAGAAUAGCCACAGGUAACGCAAAAAGGGGCAUUCCGAGAAUCGAACUCGGGACCUCUCGCACCCAAAGCGAGAAUCAUACCACUAGACCAAAUGCCCUAUAAGGAUGGUUAGAACGUGCAAAUAGUUAAUUAGCCUGACAAAGGAUUGGUUCUCUUUUGUCUACUCUUCAUGUGGAUAUGCCCGUGGAUUUGCAAUCUAACCUUCAAAUGUUUGGUUUGACCUGCAGAUGCGUCACUAUCACAAAGACAGUGAUGCAAUUUGCCGUGGAACUAUUCAAUAUAAGUUGUAUUUGAUUUGGUUGAAUAUGUUACGUUGGUUUUUCACAUUCUUCAACAUAAAUAAAGUCUACAAUUUUGUAUUCGAGGCACUUCUUCGAUGGUCCCCGUCUGCCCCGCCUACCGUCAUGGGUUGCCACAUCCAAUGAGGCUAAUCCAGCAGAGGAUAUUUAAAGAAAUUAUCUGUUUAAGAAUUUGUGUAGAGGCUAUGAUGUUAGUUGAUUAGAAAUUGACUCCCCCAAUUAUGUCACAAGUAACAUCAUGAUGAAAUUCUAGCAAUCGAGUACUUUUAGGCCCAUCACCCUACUGUUUUAGUCUUCUUUUUUCCUUUUUCUUUUUGGGUGAACACUGUUUUCGUAUUUGACAUUAGCAUUUUAACACCUCUUUGACGGAUUUGAUAGAAUUCAGACACUCAAUCAAGUUCGGAGUGUUGGGAUGUGGAAUUUGAGUUUUACGGAGAAAAGUGAGAUUGAAAUGAAGUUGAUAAAGAAUAGAUAAAUGAUAGUUACCUUCUCCUUUAUUUUUAAGAUUCAAUAAUAUUAUUUGAUGAUGUGAAACGUUUAUUUUCUGUCAUUUUUUAAAAAUCAUCUCUACCAAAAAUCAACCAAAUCGAAAAUCGUUUAACCGUUCGAUUAUGUUUUCAUGAUUACAUUGUUUAAUUGAGGAACAUGGUUCAUCUAUUAUUGGAUAAAAGGUCAAAUGACUAAUGAAUUUGAAUCAUCAAAUGAUGUAGCAAGUGAUUCUCUACCACAGUGGUGGAUAAAAGUGUUGUCAUUGCACUAUGGUAUGGUUCAAACGCCUUAAAUUCUCUAAUCUAACAUCUAAUCUAACAAAUCUAUCGUUUGAUAAUAUAAAAAAAUCAAGAAAUAAUAUUGAAGAAUCGUAAACAUAAUUAACACAAGAAGCUGAAAAGAGAAUUUACAAAAAGAAAUGUAGCCUGGCAAUAUUUUCUCCGCAAACUACUAAAAAUGGUAAAUUAAUCUCGAAAUUAUACGAAAAAUAGUAAAAAAGCAGACAUAAUAAAACAUAUGUAAAGGAAAAUGCUAGAGAGGAUAUUGGAUGGAAUGGAAUUGCUUUAAGUUCGGAGAGCAUGAUUGCCAAAUGGCCACAGCCAUCCGUUUAUCUACAAAUUUAGCUUCGGAGUCGCCCGCAACUCCCUCCCACCCACAACUUUUCAUCUCCCUCCCGCUCUCCAGUUUCCAAUAAAUAACUAGGGGAGUGCAAACAUAGAAGGAUUUAGGAAAAAACAACUGGUUAAGGACAACGAAAGCCAGGGUGCUGCAGGCUCUAUCUCCCUCUGUUACUUUUCUCUCACUUGGUCUUGAUUUCAAAGGGUUGGUGGUGGUGAGUUGAGGUUGUGGGUUGGAAGCCGUAGGCCAUGUCAAGCUUUGCAAGCACCACGCAGAAGUGUACAGCCUGCGAAAAGACGGUGUAUCUGGUUGAUCGGCUGGCUGCCGAUUCCAGAAUUUACCACAAGGCCUGCUUCCGAUGCCACCACUGCAACAGUACCCUCAAGCUCAUCAACUAUUGUUCAUUUGAGGGGGUUCUCUACUGCAGGCCUCACUAUGAUCAACUCUUCAAGCGAACUGGCAGCCUGGACAAGAGUUUUGAAGGAACACCAAAAGUCGUAAAGCCAGCAAGACCUACGGAAAAUGAGAAUGCCAAGUCGGUCUCAAACUUGUUUGCCGGUACCAGAGAUAAAUGUGUGGGCUGUGAGAAAACUGUUUAUCCAAUAGAGAAGGUUUCCGUCAACGGGACUCCAUACCACAAGAGUUGCUUCAAAUGCAGCCAUGGAGGUUGCACCAUAAGCCCAUCCAAUUACAUUGCACAUGAAGGAAAGCUCUACUGCAAACACCACCACAUCCAACUCUUCAAGGAGAAAGGAAAUUACAGCCAACUCGAAAAUGAACGCGAAAAGCUUACAAUGACUGAGCAAGCCAAUCCUAUGGAGAUUGCUGCUGAAUCAUGAUCCAUCUCUUUCUCCUUGUGUGAUUUCCACCAUUUAUGUCGUUGGUAUGUCUUGUUUUGUUUCUUGAUCAUUAUACAUGGGCACUCGGAUGUAUCGCGAGAUUGAAUGUAUUCGGGUAUGAAUGGUUUGCUUUGAGGGU